Molecule: messenger RNA, 2350 nt
Organism: Urocitellus parryii (Arctic ground squirrel)
Lineage: Eukaryota; Metazoa; Chordata; Mammalia; Rodentia; Sciuridae
Biological process (GO): virion assembly
Molecular function (GO): zinc ion binding; nucleic acid binding
Source: RefSeq, a predicted model, not a curated record
UCCGGGCAAGGGAAGCUUCCUGAUGCCGGCCUCGACCAGACGUCUACGUUGCCAUCCGCAGAUUCGUCAGAUGCUGUUUUCCUUUUGCCGUUUUAAGACGUCCCGUCACCUGCAUUGGACCUCAGGGGCRGCCAGUGUUUCGUGUGAUUCUCCUUGGACAGGGAAACAGAGGGUCUUUCAUUUUGGAGGUCCCACCAAGAUUCCCUUCCCCCCAGUCCAGAUCCCUGCCCGAGGACCACCUGGCGUCACUGGGAGAAUUAACAUGGGGCAAUCAAUCACAACCCCUUUGAGUCUCACCCUCGACCAUUGGCAAGACGUCCGAAAUCGGGCAAAUAACCUCUCGGUAGAGGUCAAAAAGAAGAAAUGGAUAACACUCUGCACCGCGGAAUGGCCAACACUCAAUGUGGGCUGGCGUAAAGAAGGAACAUUUAACCCUGAUCUUAUAUUACAGGUGAAAUCCCAGGUUUUCAUCCAAGGUUCUCAGGGACACCCUGAUCAGGUACCCUACAUCGUUACCUGGGAGAAUUUGGCCUCUGACCCACCCCUUUGGGUCGCCCCUUUCUCUCCGCCUAAGCCUGCCCUGCGAACUCCUUCCGAAGCCCCACCUCCACCUUCCGCUCCACUUAUCCCAAUACCCGCACCCCCACCCUAUCAGCCCCAACCCGUACCGGCUCCUGAUUCCAUCCAGGUUUCCUCRGAGGAAGAGGAAGAACAAGUAGAUCCAGUCACCAAUAACCCUCCGGGUCCAUCCCCCAUGGUCGGGAGACUUCGUGRCCGCCGGGAGCCUACCGCCUCGGGAGAUACAUCUAGAGUUCCCCCCUUGCGGCACACGGGAGGCCCCAAUGGCCAAUAUCAGUAUUGGCCUUUCUCUGCCUCUGAUCUCUAUAACUGGAAAACACAUAACCCAUCCUUUUCCAGUGACCCUGUAGCUCUAACCUCUCUGAUAGAAUCUAUUCUAGUGACUCACCAGCCAACAUGGGAUGAUUGCCAGCAGCUUCUACAGACCCUUCUCACUUCUGAGGAGAAACAGAAAGUUCUCCUGGAAGCCYGUAAAAAGGUGCCAGGGGAUGACGGGCGCCCCACUCAACUCCCAAAUUUGAUCAAUGAAGCUUUCCCCUUGACUCAGCCAGACUGGGACUAUAACACUGAUGCAGGUAGGAACCACCUACGUCUCUAUCGCCAGUUACUCAUAGCGGGUCUCCAUGGAGCAGGGCGACGGCCCACCAAUUUGGCUCAGGUAAGACAGACUACACAGGGACCAGAGGAAACUCCGACUGCAUUUUUAGAGAGACUAAAGGAAGCCUAUCGGAGGUACACACCUUUUGACCCCGACAGUGAGGAUCAGAGGGGAAACAUUUCUAUGGCCUUUAUUUGGCAGUCCGCUCCAGAUAUUAGGACUAAGUUACAAAGAUUAGACAACUUACAAGAUUUUUCUCUAGCAGAUUUAUUGAGAGAAGCAGAAAAGAUUUUUAACAAAAGAGAGACUCCAGAGGAAAAGGAGGAAAGAAUCAGGAAAAUGCAGGAGGAAAGAGAUCUCAAAUUUAAGGAAGAAUUAGACAAGAGAGAUCGGAAGCGUAAUAAAGAAUUAAGUAAAAUAUGGGCCACUGUAGCUCAGGCAGGGCAACGAGGAGGUAAGACAGGCAAGGAGAGGGAACGAGGCAGACCCCGUGUAGACCGAGACCAAUGUGCCUACUGCAAGGAAAGAGGACAUUGGGUAAAGGACUGCCCAAAGAAACCCCCCAACCCCAGAAGAGGUACAAACCGGACCCCUCAAUUGCUAGCCUUGGAUGAAGAUUAGGGGAGUCAGGGCCAGGAGCUCCCCCCUGAGCCCCGGGUAACUCUGCAAGUAGGAGGGCAACCUGUGACCUUCCUAGUGGAUACGGGAGCCCAACACUCGGUGCUAACACGGGUGCCACCGGAAGCAAACCGUACCGAUGGACCACCAAAAGAGAAGUACACCUUGCCACAGAUAAAGUUUCCCAUUCGUUUCUGCAUGUGCCUGAUUGUCCGUAUCCACUACUAGGAAGAGACUUAUUGAUCAAAUUGAGAGCCCAAAUUUAUUUUAAGGAUGGGAGUGCCUCCGUCACAGGGCCAAACCAGGCCCCCUUACAUGUACUGACUUUCAAAUUAGAAGACGAAUAUAAACUUUUUGACAAACCUUCUGUACCUAUGAAGGACAUGGACUAUUGGCUUGRUUCCUACCCGGAGGCCUGGGCUGAAACUGGAGGAAUGGGAAUGGCUAAACAACAACCUCCGAUAGUCAUUCACCUAAAAACCACUGCUACUCUCAUAAAUAUUAAACAAUAUCCUAUGUCAAGGGAAGCUCACCAGGGCAUCAGACCACAUAUCA